Molecule: messenger RNA, 624 nt
Organism: Rosa chinensis
Lineage: Eukaryota; Viridiplantae; Streptophyta; Magnoliopsida; Rosales; Rosaceae
Exons: 1
Coding region: 1-624 (207 amino acids)
Source: RefSeq, a predicted model, not a curated record
AUGUCUUCCUCGAAAUCCAAUCUUAGGAGCUCUUGUUCCUUCCCAAAUCUCCUCCUGGCAUGCUUGAAUUUCAUCCUCUUCAUUCUCUCUGUCGCAUCUCUAGUCCCCACCAUCCUCCUCCGAAUGCCCCCAACUUCAAUGGGUAUGGCAUUCCUCAUGAUUUCCGGAAUCUCACUGCUCUCUUCAUUCGUAAGCUUCUACUCUCACCUCUGCUUCAUAACCCACGUCUCACUUCUCCUCGCGUCGUUGAUCGGACAAAUUCUUGGCAUACUGGCCUUGUUUACCAAAGAGCGUGCUACCCUUUUGAUGCUCAAGUCCCCCAGGGACCUGAAAGAGGCCAAACUAUUGGUGAGGUUGGAAUGCGGGGUUUUGAUGGCAAUGCUGAUGAUGCAGAUGGUGGUGUUGAUGUUGAGCUGUGCGGUGCAGAGCUGCUGGGUGAGAGAGUAUGAGGGAUUGGAAGCCGAGAGAGAGGCCAUGACGAAGAAGAGGAGUCAGCGCAUUGCCAAGGUUCAAGAGGAGUCCAUGGCCAAUGCUGAAAAAAUUGCAGAGAUUAAGGCUAAAGACUUUGAUGAGAAGAUGAAGAACAAGUAUGGACAGAGGGUUAAGCCUGAGUUUGAAGCCUGA